This is a messenger RNA of Siniperca chuatsi (mandarin fish), 2522 nucleotides long. RefSeq names its product ICOS ligand-like. The coding region runs from base 1464 to 2384 and encodes 306 amino acids. The record is from RefSeq and is a predicted model, not a curated record. Gene Ontology annotation, cellular component: external side of plasma membrane. NCBI's taxonomy places the organism in Eukaryota, Metazoa, Chordata, Actinopteri, Centrarchiformes, Sinipercidae. Gene Ontology annotation, biological process: cellular response to lipopolysaccharide; positive regulation of T cell proliferation; cell surface receptor signaling pathway. The transcript is spliced from 5 exons.
AAAAAAAAAAAGUUUUUUGGUUUCACCGUCGUCUCAGAGGUCCGGUCUGCCCUCUAGUGGACUAAAGAGUUAUUUCACCUUUGACUGUUAGUGUAAGCUUAGUUUUUAAUUAAAGGGACAGGGGGAUUGUCCCCUCUCACCUGUGGCGCUAUUUAUCCAUCUGGAUUGUUUUGGUGUGAGUCGCAGAGUUUUGGAGAUAUCGGCAGUAGAGAUGUCCGCCUGUCUUGAAUAUAAUGGGACUUUAUGGCACUCACAAAAAAUACAUUUGAAAAACAGCAGUGUGUCUUUCCAGAAAUCAUGACCCGGUUACUCAAAAUAAUCCGCACAUUUGUUGUGAGCCGUUUCAUGUAGGAACUAUUUUCUUUCUACCGAUGGUUCCUACAUGAAACUGCUCACAACAAGGUGUGUUUUUAGUGAAGCACCAGCAUGGAAAAAGCAAUUAGCUACUCGGGUUGUUUGAUAAACUUUUGUCCAAUGAGAGAGCAGAUCGUCUGGAUAUUGUACUGCGUUAAAAAAAUUUAAAAAAUCUAUUUGGCCUAUUUGAACAUAAUUUUUUUUUCUGGGAGGAUAAUACUGGAUGCCUGCUGUAUAAGUAGGUAGAGAUUAUAGUCCUACAGAUUUUUUAAAAAAACGUUAUAUAUUGAAUACAAAAGUAAAAAUUGCCAUCUUAAAACAUAGCGUUAGUUCAUUACCAUACAACUAAUAACAUAACUGCCAAAAACACAGAUCAAAGUCCGAUAAUUAACUUAGUAAGAAGUAAAAUAAAUACAUAGGAAGAAAAUAAUGAAUUAUAUAUGACGUUAUAAAAGUAAGCAACAAAUUGUUGUAUCCAACCUUUUUGUCCUGCAGCUUCCAAAAUCUGUGUUCUACAUGAUUCAGUAUCAUCUUUACAAAUAUUACAUUCAAUAUUAAACUUCUGGUGAAGAAUUAAUCACAUGAACAUAUUUUGUUCCUUGUUUUAAAAUGCGGGGGAAACAGGAACAGUUAAAUAUUAUACAUCAGCUUUAGAGCUCGGUUUUGACUUCUGAAUCUCUGUCGGGUGCCGUAUCCUUCUGCCGGGUGUGGGCGUUUGACCUAAAAAGAAGUCAAACAGGUCGGACCAAUUUCCAUAAUAUGACCCCCAACAGGAUAUGUGCUGAUGGAAACUGAGAGGGCUGAUGUUUGAACGUAUUUCUGCGUGGGAUUGUUGUGUAGCCUACUAUUGAUCAUUCCAAUCGGAAAAGACGAGAAAGGGAUCAGGUGUGGCACAACGAGCCGCAACACGACUGACAAAGAAUUCCUUCAGAGUGAAUAUCUGUGCGUAUGACUUGGAGUUGUUAAAGGGAACGAGCCGAAGACGGGGAAGUACAGUUACACGGGCGUAUAAGUUAGUAACUGACCGGUCUUUGUUUUCCACUUUAAAGAGGAUAAGAACUUUGAAUUGGUUUUGCGUCUUGCGCGCGCCGACGUGCAGUCAGCGGGCCAUGCCGAUGGCGCUGUGGCGCACAGGACUGCUGCUCUGCUUCCUCGGUUUCUGCGCCUGCCUGGAGGAAGACUGCGUCCUUGGCAUAGUCGGGCGGCCUGUCUCCCUGCCCUGCUUUUACCCUCAAUUAUUACCCUUUGUGAAUUUUUCCAUUGAGUGGAGGAGAGACGAUGAAGUGGUGCUCAGAUCAGUGUGGGAAGAGGUUGGAAAUGUAGAGGUUGAAUUGAGUAUUGACGGCGCCACCAUCUCCGCUGACGCUGCACUGACUGGAAACGUCUCUCUGGAGCUUCCCACUGUUGAUCCCAAAGAGCACAACAUGAAUUACAGUCUGUUCAUCAUUUCAGGGGGGAAUCACAGUGCUGCGCUGUGCACCGUGUGCCUCAGGAUAGCAGCCAGUUUCAGCUCCCCGCUGCUGCAGAGGGCAGAAGCAGUGCAGGCAGGUGAGGCGGCCUUCUUGUGUCACUCCAGUGGUGGUUUUCCUGAACCUGCGGUUUACUGGCUCAUCAACAACACCGAGGAGCCCCCCGAAGGCUCAGUGAGGACCCUGGCGGCAUCACUCCCAGACUCCCAUCUGUACAACAUCACGAGCCACCUGACAGUCAACAUUUCCAAAGACUCCAGCGUGUCGUGCACCAUACAGAACCUGUCCAUGAACGAAACCAUGACAUCCACAAGCUAUGGAACGCGUGGAAGCCCGGAUGUGAGUCGAGCAUCAGAGGCCUUGUGGAUCUUUAGCACGGGUCUCUGUGUGGUGGUUGGGAUCAUGGUGCUGGCAGGAGUCAUCUAUCAGAUUCACCUGGACAGGAUAAGUAAGAGGAAGAAGCGCGAACACCAACACUCUAACAGAGGAUACAAAAGGCAAAGUCCGGACAAGGAGGAGACCGAGGCGAUGAAGCCGGAGCCAAAGGAGACUGAUGUGUAGAGAUUUGAGUCGACAAAUCCUCAUUAAUUGUCACUUUUUUAAACUGAGACAAAAAAAAUCACUGACUUGUAAAUAUGUAUUUAUUGUGACCACUGGGGGGAGGUGUUGAACGCUGUAAUAAAGAUGUCCAAAGCCAAA